UAAACAAUGAGAUGAAGUAAUGGAUUAUUUUAGUUAAAAUGGCAUAAUUGUGAAGCCUCUGGUACUGAGUAUUGGGUGAGAUGAUCUGUUUAAGGUUCUUCCUAUUCGGAGUUGGAGUAGCCCUCUCCCCUUUGAGGGGUGAUAUUUCCCUUUACCUGUUCUCCAGAUUGCUGUCCUAUUUAAAUGAAGGUUCUUCUAGUUAAAUGGUGUUAACAGUUAUAGAAGUCACUCGGGUGUCACCUUUGGUAAAGUGAACUCAGCUUAAGAUUAAGAAACUGGUUUCAAACUGACCCUUUGGCCUCUGGAGCAAAUUCAAAUGUAACUCUCUCCCAUCCCCCUUCUCUUCCAGAUUAAUUAAAAGAAGAAUGAAUAGCAGUCCUUGAAGAUAACUGGGCAAUUUUUUAAAAAUCAUCUUUUAUUGUAGACGUUCAAGUGGAGUCAGAGGCUCUUCUUACUGGUGUGAGGAUUUAUACAAGUCUUCAGUUUGUCAGCAUAGACUAACAUCAUCAUUUUUAGAGAAGACAUUCCCCCCCCCCUUUUUUGGUGUCUUGGUGCCAAAAAUUAAAUUUGGGGGCAUCAUUUUGACUUGUGUUUGUGUCUAGAUUUUAUAACACAAGUAAUUUAAUAAAAUUUUGACUUGUUUUGCUUAAAACCAACCAAACCAUUGCAUUGAACCUGGAAAUCUUGAAUUGAGAGAAUUGGCAUCUUUAUUUUAAUACAUAUAUCUGAAGACUUAAAAAAAAAAGCAAAGGCUUUUUCAGAGGGCUCAAAUAAAACAAUGAAUGGGAUGGAUGAUGAUGGCAGCCCUCCAGUGAAAAAAAUGAUGACGGACAUUCAUGCAAAUGGAAAAAUGAUGAUCAACAAGAUGCCAACAGUUAAGAAGGAACACUUGGAUGACUAUGAAGCACCCAUGGAAACGGAUGGAGAGCAUGUCAAACGAACCUGUACCUCGGUGCCUGAACCUUUACAUUUAAAUCCCAGUUUGAAACACACUUUGGCACAAUUCCAUUUAAGUAGUCAGAGCUCUCUGGGUGGACCGGCAGCAUUUUCCGCGCGGUAUUCCCAAGAAAGCAUGUCACCCACUGUAUUUCUGCCUCUUCCGUCUCCUCAGGUUCUUCCUGGCCCACUGCUCAUCCCUUCCGAUAGCUCCACAGAACUCACCCAGACUAUGUUGGAAGGGGAGUCUAUUUCUUGUUUUCAGGUUGGAGGAGAAAAGAGACUCUGUUUGCCCCAAGUCUUAAAUUCUGUUCUCCGAGAAUUUUCACUUCAGCAAAUAAAUACAGUGUGUGACGAAUUGUACAUCUACUGUUCAAGAUGUACUUCAGACCAACUUCAUAUCUUAAAGGUCCUGGGAAUACUUCCAUUCAAUGCCCCCUCCUGCGGGCUGAUUACAUUAACGGACGCACAGAGACUAUGUAACGCUUUAUUGCGACCCCGCACUUUUCCUCAAAAUGGUAGCAUACUUCCUGCUAAAAACUCAUUGGCUCAGUUAAAGGAAACGGGCAGUGCCUUUGAAGUGGAACAUGAAUGCUUGGGCAAAUGUCAGGGUCUAUUUGCACCCCAGUUUUAUGUCCAGCCUGAUGCUCCCUGUAUUCAGUGUCUGGAGUGCUGUGGAAUGUUUGCACCCCAGACAUUUGUGAUGCAUUCUCACAGGUCACCUGACAAAAGGACUUGCCACUGGGGCUUUGAAUCGGCCAAAUGGCAUUGCUAUCUUCAUGUGAACCCAAAAUACUUAGGGACACCUGAAGAAAAGAAACUGAAGAUAGUUUUAGAAGAAAUGAAGGAGAAGUUUAGCAUGAGAAAUGGAAAGAGAACACAAUCGAAGAUAGAUACACCAUCAGGAAUGGAAUUACCGUCAUGGUAUCCUAUUAUAAAGCAGGAAAGUGAUCAUGUUUCUCAGACACAUUCAUUUUUACACCCUAGCUACUACUUAUACAUGUGUGAUAAAGUGGUUGCCCCAAAUGUGUCACUCACUUCUGCUGUAUCCCAGUCUAAAGAGGUCACAAAGACAGAGGCAGGAAAAUCCAUACCAAGACAGCCAGAGAAGCCUUACAGUAGUGGAAGACAUCAAAAAACAGUGUCUUAUCCAGAAGUCUCACUGGAGGAACAGGAGAAAAUGGAUUUAAAAACAAGUAGAGAAUUACGUAGACAUUUAGAUCCAUCAAUCUCAAAUAACUCUGUAAGUAAAAAGAAACCUGAGUCUACCACUUGUAACAUAAUCAGAGACACAAGCAAGGCGGGAAUUGACCAUGAUGCAGCAGCUUCAUCUCCACUUCUUGUCAAAGAUGUCAUUUGUGAAGAUGAUAAAGGAAAGAUCAUGGAAGAAGUAAUGAGAACUUAUGUAAAACAACAGGAAAAAUUGAACUCAAUUUUGCAGAAGAAGCAACAACUUGAGAUGGAAGUUGAAAUGUUGAGUAGUUCAAAAGCAAUGAAGGAACUUACUGAAGAACAGCAGAAUUUACAGAAAGAGCUUGAAUCUUUGCAGAAUGAGCAUGCUCAAAGAAUGGAAGAAUUUUAUGUUGAACAGAAAGACUUAGAGAAAAAAUUAGAGCAGGUAAUGAAGCAAAAAUGUACCUGUGACUCAAAUUUAGAAAAAGACAACGAGGCUGAAUAUGCAGCACAGCUGGCAGAACUAAGACAGAGAUUGGACCAUGCCGAGGCUGACAGGCAAGAGCUCCAAGAUGAACUCAGACAGGAACGGGAGGCAAGACAGAAGUUAGAGAUGAUGAUAAAAGAGCUAAAGCUGCAAAUUUUGAAAUCAAAGACUGCUAAAGUAUAGAAACCUUUAAAGAGAUUCAUCUGUGUGUUCCUGACAGAGUUUAUUUUUGUUUGUUUGCUUUGGUAAUUGAAUUCUGAACUGCUUAUUUGCAUGAAGAUAACUAGGCAUUCUAUCCAUUUGUAGAUCAGAGAAAGUGGAGAGAUUAUAUAUUAGUACAUAAAUUUUUACAUUUCCAAAUGAAUGAAAA
Messenger RNA from Myotis brandtii (Brandt's bat), 2966 nucleotides. It is a transcript of the gene SKIL, whose product is annotated as SKI-like proto-oncogene. Gene Ontology annotation, molecular function: DNA-binding transcription factor activity, RNA polymerase II-specific; SMAD binding; RNA polymerase II cis-regulatory region sequence-specific DNA binding. Gene Ontology annotation, biological process: negative regulation of BMP signaling pathway. The record is from RefSeq and is a predicted model, not a curated record. Bases 779 to 2779 code for a protein of 666 amino acids. NCBI's taxonomy places the organism in Eukaryota, Metazoa, Chordata, Mammalia, Chiroptera, Vespertilionidae. Gene Ontology annotation, cellular component: nucleus. The transcript is spliced from 7 exons.